AUGAAAUCCUCAGUUCUUUCGUUAUCUCCUUUUCUUUCAUUCUUUGUUAUUGGAUUCUUGCUCUUCAUUCGAAUUCCUUCAUCUCUAAGCAACAAUGACCUGUUCUCUGACUGUAGUAAUAAGUUUUUAUGUGGGGAUAUUUCUGCGGAUUUUCCUUUUUGGGGAACUGGCCGACCUUCUGCCUGUGGGAUUCAUGAAUUGGAGCUCCAGUGUGAGAAUGAUGUCACCAAGAUGAUUAUCAAUGAGGUUAGAUACAGAGUUUUGGACAUCAAUACAGAUAGGCAAAUUCUCAGGAUUGCAAGAGAGGAUUACUUGGUUGGAUUGUGUCCGCCUCAAUUUGUGAACAGCACGUUUGAUCCGAUGGUUUUUGAGACUGUAACUGGAACUAAGGCUCCUGGGGCUUGUUACGGCAGUGUCUUUGUUCCGGCUCCCAUAAUAGCUUUGCCAUUAAUUCUGAAAGUGCCAGCUUUGGAAGAAGAAUUGAAAAAUGGUUUUGAGGUAAGAUGGAAGGUAAAUAGCAGAGCAUGUAGAGAGUGCUUAUGGUCUGGAGGAGUUUGUGGCUAUGACAUUACUUCUAAUCAAACCACUUGUUACUGCCCAAAUCAAUCUAGUGGAUCAAAUACAUGUCUUCCACCAACUGCUACUGCUUCUUCAGGUAUGUACCUCAACUCUGGCUCAGAUCAGUUUGAUGAACUCAAGUCACUGCUGAAUGCUUCACAGUUCGCACCUUUGUUCUUUUCCUGUUUUGUUCAUUUUAAUUUUGUUUUUUAA
Dovyalis caffra is the source of this 771-nucleotide messenger RNA. The record is from the annotation of a GenBank genome assembly. NCBI's taxonomy places the organism in Eukaryota, Viridiplantae, Streptophyta, Magnoliopsida, Malpighiales, Salicaceae.